GCCGCAACAUGGAACGCAAGAGAACUCAAUCCUCCUCCACGCAGGAUUCGUCAACAGCCGGCACCUCGAGGCCUGUAUCGCCGUCCUUCACACUCACAAACGCGCCUCAAAAUCCAACGACACCACCCGACACCCCACCCCAACCUCACCGACCCCAGGGACCCCCAGCUUCCCUCCUGUCAUGCUCACCAACCUCAACACAACCAUUCUCCCUGUCCUCCGUCACCUGCGCCAUCACCUACCCCGUCCUCCCCUCCAUGCCCUCCCGCGACCUCGCACCCUUCCACAAAGGUGCCCAAAUCGCGCUAGAGAAUAUAUUCGACGACUACCUGCGCAACACAGGUAUGAGUCUGUUAGAGUGAUACGCGAUUUGGGAGAUAAAAUGCCG
Messenger RNA from Macroventuria anomochaeta, 388 nucleotides. RefSeq lists its product as uncharacterized. The transcript has a single exon. The annotation marks the transcript as partial. The record is from RefSeq and is a predicted model, not a curated record. Lineage: Eukaryota; Fungi; Ascomycota; Dothideomycetes; Pleosporales; Didymellaceae.